Molecule: messenger RNA, 198 nt
Organism: Acaulospora colombiana
Lineage: Eukaryota; Fungi; Glomeromycota; Glomeromycetes; Diversisporales; Acaulosporaceae
Source: the annotation of a GenBank genome assembly
AUGGUCAGCCUAAAAUGUGUUGCCAAUGCGCCUCUCACGUCAACCCUCUCCUCCUCAGCCUACGUGUGUGCGAUACGUGUUCCCCUCUUGGCGCGCGCGACGUUUCCCAGCGGUUCGCGGACUAUCGACUCGCUGAUUGCGGAGUGGAUGAGAAUGGAUGGCACGGGAAGAGGUCAGAAGGGAAAGAAGGAAGGGUGA